AUGAUAUACCUCUACGCGGCGACUCGCCUACUGGUCAAAGAUCCCCCAGCAUGGCCCGACAUGGAAUUACUCAUUCUUCGCCAAGAUCCCAAACGACUUUUCUUUGGCAAGGAAAGACCAACGGACUACCAAGAGGUCUUGAAACAUUUUGAAUGGGCAUUUGGGGAGAGGGAACAGAAUCCUUGCCCUGAACGAGUGCAACAUCUCGUGGACCCUAGCAUAUUGACAGGUAGCUUCCACGACCGGUUCAAUCACCGCGUGGAAAAUAGCGAAGAGAUUGAUACAGAAGUGUCUAAGUGGGAGGCACUGGUUAGCAGCAAAGAAGGCAUGACGCACAUGCUUCGUCAAACGAACUUCCCUACGGCGAUGCACACUGAAGCCAUAGAAGCACUUCAAAGGCAGGCCCAGAACAAUAAGCCAGAUGCGGUACUCAACCGGCUCAGCACGUGGCUAGAGGCGGAUGCUAUCGAUCUCAACUUUGACCGGCUGACCUUGCACAACAUGUGCGUAUCCUUUUGGGGUGAUCUUUACCCCAGGCUCGUCGAGUCCAGGAAAACCCUGUCCUUCAAACCAGAAACUUUCCGCAAGACGCCUCGCCCACAAAUUGGCCUCGUUCGGCAAAUACUGCGCGAAGCGGUCCAAGCCUACAACACUUCUCAGAAUUUAGCACUUGAAAGCCCUGCAUAUACAUACGGGCAAGGUCUUCGGAUUGCGGCUGCUCUGUUGAAAGAGACAGUGACGGCGCCAAUGGAUAGCACGAAAUGGGGUCCCACCACGGAAGGCGAUAUCUGUAUUCGUGCCACAAUGAUACAAGCUUCUAGUUCUGCGCAAAUAUUGCACUAUCCGGGCGCCUACUACAUGAUACCCGGUCCGGCACAUAUGUCAGAGCUCUAUUGGGGCUGGGACAUGACGGUUUUGGAAGACCUUCACACAGUGCAGUUUGCUGGUCUCUCUCAUAUAAAGUUGGAACAGUAUCAAGCGAGGAGACUUGAGGAACUGAAACAGCAACUCGAUGAGGACGAGGUCUUUCGAAAGCAGGCAGCAAAUGUUGAACGAAAGAACUCUGAGCAAGGCUCAUCAGCGCAGAAAUCUACGAAGAAGCCAAAGAACCUAAAGAAGAAGAAGAACGGUAAAGGCACAACCUUUUAA
Molecule: messenger RNA, 1149 nt
Organism: Alternaria incomplexa
Lineage: Eukaryota; Fungi; Ascomycota; Dothideomycetes; Pleosporales; Pleosporaceae
Exons: 1
Coding region: 1-1149 (382 amino acids)
Source: RefSeq, a predicted model, not a curated record